Loa loa (African eye worm) is the source of this 471-nucleotide messenger RNA. RefSeq lists its product as hypothetical. The transcript has 4 exons. Bases 1 to 471 code for a protein of 156 amino acids. The record is from RefSeq and is a predicted model, not a curated record. NCBI's taxonomy places the organism in Eukaryota, Metazoa, Nematoda, Chromadorea, Rhabditida, Onchocercidae.
AUGACGAAGCGUCGUAGUAGUCAACCAGAUAUUCGUAGUAGGACCGACAGUCAGUCUAGUUUAAUGCGUCGGAGGAGCAUUACGGAAACGUACCCAAGGCCUUCUGUUUUUGGAGGACAUGACUUAUUGCUCGAUCCUCUUUUCACUGUUCAAUCCAUGCAAGUGGGAAAUCAUCCAGAGAGUCCAAUACAUAAUGUUCGGGAGCUUUUGGAAGCGAAUUUAGAGGAAACUCCAUUGAUUUAUACCGAAAUGCUGGAUUUGGACAAGGAUGAUAAGGCCAGAAGACAAUGGAAACAAAUUGCCAGGGGUCUUUAUAUCUCUCCUCUUUGGGACUGUUUUGCGAAAGCCGGCGACGGGUUCACCGUAGAGCACAAUCUAGGGAAGGGGAAGGAGAGAGGGGGAGGGGAUGAUCCUUCAUCCUGGAGAUGUACCCUCCUUGCGCAGCUACGUUCUCAGUUCUCAGCAACAUAG